Cuscuta epithymum is the source of this 1327-nucleotide messenger RNA. The record is from the annotation of a GenBank genome assembly. Lineage: Eukaryota; Viridiplantae; Streptophyta; Magnoliopsida; Solanales; Convolvulaceae.
GUCAAAAUACUUUAUGUGAAACUCCAGAAGUUAUGUCUGUUUUGGGUUUUGAAGAGGCUUUCCCUUCUGCGCUGCCUUAAUUUUCCGUUUUUCUCUCUAUCCAUGUCUCGAAACCAAAAUUCAUUUGCUAAUUAUGGCUCUCUUCCCACCACCUCCACCGGAAAGCCCCCUCUUCCACCGCGAGCUUCAAAUCCACCGACUCUCAUUCCGCACCCUAGAUCCGAGUUCGCCACGCGCCGCCCAUGGCGCGUGUUCUUCGACUUCUCCUCCUUCUACCGCCCGUACAAUUACGCCGAGGCAAUGUCUCGCGUACGGCGCAACCUCGACUACUUCCGCGUGAACUACGCCAUUGUUAUUCUCUUCAUCCUCUUCCUCAGCCUUGUGUUCCAUCCGAUCUCCAUGAUCGUCUUUCUAGUCAUCUUCGUGGGUUGGAUCUUCCUCUACUUUUAUCGCGAAGGACCUAUUUUGGUCUACGGAAGAGAGUUCGGUGACCGUCCCGUUUCGAUCUUAUUGGGAUUGGUGACCAUUAUCGCCUUGGUAUUUACUCAUGUUUCAGUGAAUGUGCUUGUGGCUUUGAUCGUUGGGGUUCUUGUGGUUGGCCUUCACGCCGCGCUUAGAGGGAUGGAGGACUUAUUUUUGGAUGAAAAUGAGGCUGUUGAAGGCGGGCUGCUCUCAGUUGUGAGUGAAGAGCAAAUCAGGCCUAGUCACAACUUUCCCGCAAUCAGAUAAAGGGGAUUUUUGAAACUUCUGUGUUUGUCCAUGAUUUGUGUUCAAGGGUUGCCAUGCUCGAAACUGACGGGGAGAUCCCAAUUUUUGAAGAUUUGAACACAAUUUCAAAAAGUUCUUUGUUUCCUUUUGAUGCAGCUUCUCAACUUGUGGUGCUGGUUGGGAAUUCACAUUCUAUUUGUGAUGUUUUUAUCCCCUGAAAUGUUGGUGAGGUAGGCUCCGUCUGGUAUGAAGCAAUUUGAAGAGUAGGUUGUGUAGAACAAGUUGGGGAGAAAGGUGAUGUUUUUUCCUCUUGUUGUCUUUAUUUUACCAAAUGGGUUUCUUGUUUCUUUUGUUCAGUUAUGGUUUACCUCUAAUUCCUUUUUGUUUAUACUAAGAAGUAAGAACUAGUUGUACUCCUGUAUAGUUUGCUUUAACUUGAUUACAACUAAGUCUGCCUAUUUUAUUGCAUUGCAUGCUUCCUAGCUCUGGUAUUGUCAUUAUAUGUAUUGUUCUCUUCUUAGUUCAACUUCAAAUGGUGAUUGGGAUUGCGUUUGGAAACCUUGUUUUAUUUAUUCUUUUGACCCAACAAGUGCAAAUAAUGAAAGAAACGAGAAUUUUG